This is a messenger RNA of Histoplasma capsulatum G186AR, 462 nucleotides long. RefSeq lists its product as uncharacterized. NCBI's taxonomy places the organism in Eukaryota, Fungi, Ascomycota, Eurotiomycetes, Onygenales, Ajellomycetaceae. The record is from RefSeq and is a predicted model, not a curated record. The coding region runs from base 1 to 462 and encodes 153 amino acids. The transcript has 4 exons.
AUGUACCAAAGUGUCCUCUCUCCGCGUAAUCGCCGCCGAGUUCAACAGGUAUCAACUGAAGAAGUCAACUAUUUAGAUCGAUGGCCGCCCGCCAACUGGUUGGUCAAACCCUUGGUGAAGGGAGGAGUAGCAGGAGUCGCAUUCGAGAGGAUAGGCAAGGAGGAACGGGACGAGGGAGAUACGAUGCGACAAGCUAGGCUCCCGUCCGCAAUAGCUAGUGGGCGUAAGGAGAGAGUAAUGGUCCAAAGAUUCCAGCUCAGCGGCGGCCAGGUGUCAGAUAGACAGCUGGAGAUCGAUAUCGCGGGGGAUCCUUCCUUUGAGUCAGCGGAAAAAUCUGAUAGCGUAGUGGACAAGAUAACUCUUCACACAAGGCAUGAAAGCCACCGAGGGGAAAGGCUGCACCGCACAAGUGGCUACGAAUACCAAAUUCUCUACAACAGGACACCGACCGUGGCAAGAUAA